Molecule: messenger RNA, 1590 nt
Organism: Paramecium pentaurelia
Lineage: Eukaryota; Ciliophora; Oligohymenophorea; Peniculida; Parameciidae
Source: the annotation of a GenBank genome assembly
AUGUUUAAAAAUUUUGCUUAAGGUAUCAAAUAGAUUGAUAGAUUUGGUGUAAUAUUUCGACCAUCUGUUAUAGACAUCAAUCCUGAAUACAAAUCAAUUUUUGGUGGAAUAGCUACUUUAUUGUUAUAUGGUUCUUGCUUAGCAUAUUUUUUUUAUUAAAUCAUUCAAUGGUAACGCAAUACUCUAUUACCAAAAAUAACUAGUAUUUAGACUUCUUAGAGUUCAAAAUAUUACUAUAUGAAUGAUAUAAUAUCUUCUUUUUAUAUGAGAAAAAAUUACAGAAAAGAUGAAAUAGAUCCAUUUGAUCCACAAAAUAUUAUAUUAUAACCGAUCCUAUCAAAAUUUAAAAAUCAAUAAUUAUUAGAGUCUAAGUCUUUUAAAUAUGAUUAAAAAUCUAGUCGAUAUAAUAAUACAGAAAUAAUACUUUAAGAUUUAGAAUUAAACUUAAAUUUAGAAAAUACAUUAGACAAUCCUCAAAUUGAUUAUAUUUUAUCUUUUGGUACUUGCAUAUAAGAAUUUCUAUUAGAAGGUUAAAGAUGUGCAAAUAAAACAUUAGUUGAUAUAUAUAUGUAAUAACAUAGUCAUGCAUUGUUAAUGAAUAAUUAUGUUAAAGAAUAUAAUCCAAAAACUAUGAAAUUAGAAAAUGUUAAAAAAUAAUCUUUAACAAUGCUUAAUAAUGAUACAACUAUGUAUUUUCAAAAUUAGAUCAGAAUUUCUAAGACUAAAAUUGAUAAUGGAUUCUUAUUUCCAUCUGAAACAUAAUAAGAAUUCCCAGUUGAUAUAAUUAUGAUUUCUUAAUCAAUAGAUAUAGAUAGUUUUUAAACUAUUUUUUACAGAGCUACAUAUUUGGUUUUAGCAUAUAGUUUGAGCGAAACAUCUUAAGAAUAAUUUAUUGAAUAUCCAAAACUUUCAGAAGUGUUGGCAGAUAUUGGAUCUAUUGUUUCAAUAAUAUUAGUAUUAUCACAUCUCUGUUUAUUAAUAAAUGAAUAAAAAUUAGAAAAAGAGUGUAUUUAAAAAAUCAUUACAAUGUAUUAUCCAGAGACUGUUAAUAUCAAAUUUAAAUAUAAUUGGUAUGGUAAAAUUAUAGAUGUAUUAUAAAAUGAUAGAUCUAUUGAUAAAGUUGAAUUUUUGAAAUAUUAUAAUGAAAUUAAAAGAGUAGCUAUUAAAAAACUAAAUAUUGCUAAUAUUAUUUAUACAUAAGCUAAAUUAUAAUUUUUAAUCCAAUCAACAUAUAGUUAAAUAUAAAUUAAAUAAGCUCAUAAGGUAGGAAUAAGAUUGAAAUCUUUUCCUAAACUUUAGGAUUAGACAAAUAUUGAAGAAAAUUAAAAAAAUAUCCCUAUUGGCAAUUAUUAAAUUCAUGAUAUAUCUAAUAUGGAAUCAACAGAUCAAAAUGAUAAUAUUAUUUCAUCUUCACUUAAGAAGAUAUCAUUAAAUGAAAAUCCAAAAUUCUUGUUUAUUAAACCUUAAAAUGACUGUCAUAUACUAAAUGAUGAAGAUUUUCAUUUAUUUACAUUUGGUGAGUCAAUUAUAAAAGAUAAUGAACUUAAUAAGUAGGAUUGUUAUUUUGAAAAAAAUUAUAUAGAUAUUUGA